Messenger RNA from Stereum hirsutum FP-91666 SS1, 3816 nucleotides. RefSeq lists its product as uncharacterized. The coding region runs from base 94 to 3816 and encodes 1240 amino acids. Gene Ontology annotation, cellular component: nucleus. NCBI's taxonomy places the organism in Eukaryota, Fungi, Basidiomycota, Agaricomycetes, Russulales, Stereaceae. The transcript is spliced from 2 exons. The record is from RefSeq and is a predicted model, not a curated record. Gene Ontology annotation, biological process: regulation of DNA-templated transcription.
CCUUCUUAUUGCCUCUUCGACGCACUCCACGUCCUACGUAUCCCUCUGCUCAUCGUUGCCGGCGACGAGCAAGCCGCGCUUGAUCCGCCCAGGAUGCCUUUCGAACGCUAUCUCCAGCAGCCACAACCGUCCCAGUCGUCCGCCGUCGAUGACGGCUACUCACAUUCGUCGCAGCAAACACACCAGCAGAGUAACAUCCAUCCACAGUACGACGCGCACGAUGGCCAGCUCGACUCCGCCACGUUCUCGAGGCCGAUACAGUUUCAGAUGCCGCAGUUCAUGUAUGCCGGUCCACCGACGCUCGCACUGGGAGGAGGAGCGGAGGUGUUGCCCGCGGGCAUGUUCUCCUCGCCGGCUGGAAUGAGCUCGCUCGCUGGUAAUCAAUGGUUUCAGAAUUCUGGGUUUGGAAAGACUGGAGAGCAAUUAUAUGCCUCAUCCUCCUCAAACGAUUACUCCAACCACGCAUCACUCACCAUCGACCCGUCAGCCGCAACAGCUUCCUUCCAACCAUACACUUCAUCUCCACAAUCCGCCGUCCCUCCAUCGCCCCAACAGCACCAAGGUCCACCACCCCCACCUCACACCAUCGUUCCAUCCUCCGUUAGGCAGGAUGGCAGCGGACCCAUGGUCGUCCCUCAUUCUCUCAACCAAUUGCUACCCCAUUUCGGUCGUGGCUCGAUCGGAAGACCUCUAGCUCCAUUCACCGUCCCUUCCGCCCUCGGCCUCCCAGUAUAUUCGACGUCAGGCUUUGACCUUCUCUCCAUCCUCGCUCGCGUCGCGACUCGUCCGCACCCCAAAAUCAUGCUCGGCCCAGUCGACAUGUCUUGUUCGUUCGUCAUCGUCGAUACGCGAAGAUACGACUCGCCCGUCGUCUACGCCUCGCCAUCGUUCUAUACUCUCACGGGCUACCCUGAGCACGAGGUCCUAGGCCGUAAUUGCCGUUUCUUGCAGGCUCCAGAGGGAAAUGUAGCUAAAGGCGAGAAGAGGCAGUAUACGAGCCCAGACGCGGUGGCGUACAUGCGCAAGUCUCUGGUCGCCGACAAGGAAUGCCAGACGUCGAUGGUGAACUAUCGCAAGAACGGCUCCCAGUUUAUCAAUCUCGUUUCCGUUAUCCCCGUUACCGGAGGCGUGCUCAAUGCGCCGGAGGAGUCUGAGGAGGUCGUUUAUCAUGUCGGAUUCCAGGUGGACUUGACGGAGCAGCCGAGUGCGAUCUUGGAGAAGUUGAAGGACGGGAGUUAUAUGGUCAACUACUCGACUAACUUCACGUUACCGCCAUCGAGUGGUCUGCCUCCGGCCGUUGUAGUGGGUAGUCAUGGCUUUGGCAGCACCGCGAGGGACAGGAGGAAUGCCUCGUAUGCCAGUAACGCAGUGUCGAAGGACCUCCGUGCACUCCUCGCGGAUCCCGCUUUCUACUCAUCAGCGUCUCCCCACUCACACGCCCGUGCUCAGAUACAAAGCUCUUCCGGGGACCCUUCCUCUCCUUCCUCGCCGACUUCGCCUACUAAUGCCAACGACGACUCCAAACCACCAACUCUCCAACAGCAACACGAGCACUACGACAGCAACAACCCGCUCUCGCUCCUCCUCCUCGACUCCUCACCCGACUUCGUCGUCGUCCUCUCCCUCAAAGGCACCUUCCUCUACGUCGCGCCCAGCGUCAGACGUGUGCUCGGGUUCGAGCCCGAAGAGCUCGCGGGGAAGUCUGUAGUUGAUUUCUGCCACAAGAGCGACGUGGUGCCGCUCAUGCGGGAGUUGAAGGAAUCGAGUGGGGGUGGGAUUGGCGCUGUGCAGUCGGAGGCAUCGGGGCAGCAGGGGCAGGGACAGGGACAGGGGCAGAGUAUGUUUGGGGGGAACUGGGGGGGUGGACCAGCUACGGGGGCAGGGUCGAUGGGGACAGCGAUAGGGAUGGGAGCGCCGAAGAGCGUUAAUUUUUUGUUUAGGGCGAAGACGAAGGGGAGGGUGCGGUGGUCGUUUUCGGUCCCUGCGUCUGGUUCCGGAGGCGGGAAGGAGAGCGAGACGGAGGGUGGUGAAGGAGAGGGUGAUAAUAAGCGGAAGCGGAAGCGAGAAGGCGAGGACGAUGGAGAGGAAGAGGGAGAGUAUGUCUGGGUGGAGUGUAGAGGGAGAUUGCAUAUCGAGCCGGGGAAGGGUAGGAAGGCGAUCAUUCUGUCGGCUAGGUCGAGGGAGGUGCCGAGGUUGGAGUGGAACGCCGUCGGGCGUGCGCCUCCGCCUGCGCCCGCAUCUUCCUUGUCCCCGUCUUCGUUUCCGAAUGCGUCCCGAUUGUCGAAGCGAGCGCGAAACGGUGGCGAUGAGAUGGCGGCGGAGAAGGAUGGCGAGGGACGGGUUGCGGACGGGGAUGGGGACGAGGAAGGAGAGAAGGAGAAUGAGGUGUGGGGGAUCUGGAGUGCGGGGGGCACGGUGCUGUUCAUGGGGGCUGCGGUGAAGGAUUUGCUCGGUUGGGGCGUGGGUGAGGUUAUUGGGAUGUCCGUGGCGGAUCUGGUCGGGAUAGGGACGUCGACGUCGACUUCUGGGGCUGCGAUGGAGUGGGCGGGAAUGAGUGGGUAUGGAGGUGCGCAUGCGACGGCGGCGAACGGUGGGUCUGAGACGCAGGAUGUGGGCACCAGGCAGAGGAUGGAGGAGAGAAAGAAGGUCGAGAUGGCGUUGAGGAAGGUCGUGGAGCGGUCAUCAUCAUCUGCCCAGACUUCGUCGUCCGUCUCCCCUAUUUCGGGCGCAUACCAUUCGCAUUCCCAUCCUCAGCAGCAUCAGUACGCGCCUACGAACAUGACCGCCACGACGUCCGGCUCGGGUCUCGGCUAUGGCUAUGGCUAUCGUGCGGAGAGCGAGAGCGUGGUGGCGAGGAUGAAGAGGAAGGAUGGGUAUGAGGUCGAUCUGGAGGUCGUGUUUUAUCCUGGGAACGAUGAGAAUGCGGCGGCGGCGUUACGCGAGUCUUCUUACUCCGCGUCGUCAGUACCACUGCCGAAUCGUUCAUCAUCUUCCAUCAUCUGUCAACUCCGGUAUCCCACUUCUUCCUCCUCCUCGCCCCACCCUCGACACCCCCACCCCAGUCGGUUCGAAUCGUAUCCUGCCCUGCUCGACCGCCGGGGCAAUAUCUUCGAGGAACUCGAAACGGCGAAGGAGUCGAGCUGGCAGUACGAGCUGCAGCAGCUGAAGAUCGCGAAUCAGAGACUGGCAGCGGAGAUUGAGGGCAUGGAGGGGAGCGUGAGGGGCUUGGAGAAGGAGAGAGAAAGGGGGAGUGAGGAGGUUAGGAGGGCUUCGGUUGCGUCUGGGUCUGGGUCUGGGGCGCAUUUGAACCCGAGCAGUAACGUGAGUUCGGGCAUGGGAGCGUCGGGGAUGGGGAUGGGUGUCGCGGGCCCCAGCGGCGUCAGCAACAACACCAGCAAUAACGGGACGAUAUCGUUGUCGAUGCCGAUACAGCUGCCGAUACCGGUCUCCAAUCUACCCAUGGCAGGCUCGAUGCAGCAGCCCGUCUAUGGACAUCCUCAACCUAUUACGCACGGUCACGUACAUGGGGGUAUGCCGCAGACACAGACGCAGACGGGCCCGAAUCCCAAUGCCAACCCGAUGCCCUACUCGAGUUAUGUGGGCUAUGAGCAGUCGAUGAGACAGCAUCAUCAGCAACAGCAGCAGCAGGCGCAGGCACAGAUGCAACAGGGGUGGGGAAUGGCGAGUCAUGGACAUGGUGGGGUGCCGGGUGCGAUUUCUGGCUGGGGGCCAGCAUCUGGAGGGGUCCAGGGGUCGGAGUCGAGCGGGCUGGGAGGGGGGAUGAAGAGGAGGUGGGACGAGGGCGGUGGAGUUUGA